This is a messenger RNA of Mycena indigotica, 1716 nucleotides long. RefSeq lists its product as uncharacterized. The record is from RefSeq and is a predicted model, not a curated record. Gene Ontology annotation, molecular function: poly(A) binding. The transcript is spliced from 7 exons. Bases 1 to 1716 code for a protein of 571 amino acids. NCBI's taxonomy places the organism in Eukaryota, Fungi, Basidiomycota, Agaricomycetes, Agaricales, Mycenaceae. Gene Ontology annotation, biological process: regulation of mRNA stability. Gene Ontology annotation, cellular component: nucleus; cytoplasm.
AUGCCGUUCGGUUUAACUAUUGGAACGGACCGCGCGACUGCACUCCAACAAUCCAUUCAGGAUGAGCUCACAAGGCGGAAUUAUAGUCCCGACCCAGACCCUGUCAUGGCUGAAUACAUCACUAUAAUGAUUAUAAACGACAAGACUCCUGAGCAAAUAACGGGAGAACUCGAAGACUUAAUAGGAUCGGAUUUUGACCCCAGUUUCACGGAUUGGUUAUUCGCCGAGGCUGAGAAAGGCGCCGAAGAGUCUGUUGCGCCAGCCCAGACUGGCCCUCAACAGCCUGCUGAAUCAGUCGCCUCCGUGCCACCGCCAGCGAAUGACUCGUCGGCUCGCCGUCCUCCCCGCAAUGGUGUUUAUCAGCAGGCUCUUUCCCAAGCUCUCCCUUCCUCAGGACAAAAACGGACCGCCUCUGCUCGCUCUCCUUCACCCAACCAUGCCCACAAGAUGCGUAGGACCGACUUACCCACAGGCCCAAGAGCGAUGCAGCGCGAAGGCAAUCCUCGCAGCCUCAUUGACCGUGUUGGCGGACGGAGAAACAGCUUUGGGCAGGACGAAAUUCAGUCGCACAUCGACACCAUUGUGGGAAACCCGACUCCCGAGCAACAGCAGGCGAUGAUGAUGAGUGCAGGGUUCCCCAUGGGCAUGGACAUGAGUGUCAUGAACGGGAUGGCGAACCCUUUGAUGCUGCAAGAGAUGAUGAUGAACCAAAUGGCGCUUAUGGCGCAAAUGGCUUCGACGAUGGGCAUUAUCAAUCCAGCGACGGGCCAGUUUGGCGGUGGAUUCAAUGACCCAGCUGCUUUCCAAGGACAGCCUGGAAUGGAGGGAGGGUUUCACGGAGGGCCUCAAAAUGGGAGAGGGCGGGGCGGUGCUGGAAGAGGGCGUGGCCGUGGUCGUGGUGGGCCACCUUCAUCUGGACCAAAACCAAUGGCUGCAGAAAAUGCAGCGAUACCUAUUGUCGCACCGACACCAGCUCCUCCCCCAGCUGUUGCCCCUGCUCCGACCGGUGGUUUGACUGGGUAUAUACUUCCCGAACGACCGCAAUCGCCCACACUAUGCAAGUUUGGUGUCAAAUGCAGCAACGCGCAUUGUCGGUGGUCGCAUCCUUCUCCAGUCGCAACUGCAGAAACUGGCGUCGUUCUGAGUAACGAGGCCUGCGAGAAUGGGAAAGACUGUAAAGACAAAGACUGCGUCAAGGCUCAUGUCAGUCCCGCCGUUCUUAAUCCGCAAGCCGCUUCACAACCACCUCCCGCCGCUCACCAUGCUCCUCCACCACACGUGACUCAUCCUCCGCCAUCAGGCGUACCUUGUCGCUUUGGUGCUGCGUGUACACGCACCGGUUGCACAUUCACGCAUCCACCAAACCACCCAUCUAAUGCCUCGAAUCCGCAUUUCGCUCAACCUUGUCAUUUUGGCGCUGCUUGUACGCGGGCCAACUGUCUCUUCAAGCACCCCGAAGGCCGUGUGCUGCCCAACUCGUUCCACCGUGGUCUUUCGGCGGCAGCGCCUCUCGUCAGCGUCCCGAAUCCCGAGACAGGUUCAAUUGGAGCGGCGAGCCAUCACAAGAGCGUCAAGUUCAAUGGCAGCGGUGGCGCGAGCGUGAAGGAGAAAUUGGAGAAGCAGAUGAAGGAGAUUGAAGAACAGAAGCAGGCCGUCAAGGCUGCCCAGGAGGCAGCGAAAAAAGACAAGGAGAGAUCCGUCCCCGCUGCAGCAUAG